AGUGGCAAAGGCACCCAAUCUGCUAAUCUUCUCAGCAAAUACAACUUACAACACAUUUCUACUGGCGAUUUAUUACGUGAUGAGGUUAAUCGCCAAACCCCCUUGGGCUUGGAAGCAAAAAAGUCGAUGGAGCAAGGAAUGCUUGUUCCUGACGAAGUAGUAAUAGGUAUGAUUAGCAGCAAAAUCGACGAGAAUCCAAAUGUGAAAGGUUUUAUUUUCGAUGGCUUUCCACGCACAAAACAACAAGCCAUUGCACUUGACGAAUUACUGCAAGCAAAAAAUGCGCCAAUAAACCUUGUACUAGCACUUGAAGUUGCAGAUGAUGAGCUCACCAAAAGAAUAUUAAAUAGAGCCCUUACUUCGGGUCGUGCCGAUGAUACAGAAGAAGUUAUUAAAAAGCGUGUUGAAGAAUACCGAGCUAAAACCGAAGUUGUAGCCUCUUAUUACCAAGAGACCGAUAAAGUAAAGCGCAUCAAUGGAGAAGGAACAGUAGACGAAAUUUUUGCUCUCCUUUGUGCUCAAAUAGAUAAAUCAGGUCACGGCGGUGCAGGAUGCUCGCAUUUUGCGCGUACAAAAUACAAUGCACAGGCUGGUGUAGAUGGCGGAGAUGGCGGACGCGGUGCGCACGUCAUAUUAAGAGGUAAUGCUCAAUUAUGGACGCUAUUGCAUUUGCGCUAUCACAAAAACGUACUUGCCGAAGACGGCGAAAAAGGCAACAAAAGCAAUAUGACCGGUAGAGAUGGUAAAGACAUCUAUAUUGAUGUACCCCUAGGUACUAUUGCCUAUGAUGAAGAAACGGGCGAAAUAGAAGCAGAAGUACUAGAGCAGGGGCAAGAAAUUGUUUGGCUCAAAGGUGGUCGUGGGGGAUUAGGCAACGCCAAUUUUGCAACAGCUACCAAUCAAGCCCCUGAUUACGCCCAACCAGGCGAACCCGGUAUUGAAGGAUGGAAAUACCUAGAACUAAAAGUACUGGCCGAUGUGGGCUUGGUGGGCUUUCCGAAUGCGGGCAAAAGCACCUUACUCUCUACCAUCAGUGCUGCAAAACCUAAGAUAGCAGACUACGCAUUUACCACAUUGACCCCUCAGUUGGGCAUUGUACCUUACCGCGAUGACAAGUCUUUUUGCAUGGCCGAUUUACCCGGUAUUAUAGAGGGCGCCGCAGAAGGCAAAGGACUCGGACAUCGCUUUUUACGACAUAUUGAGCGCAACUCUGUACUGCUCUUUAUGAUACCAGCAGAUUGUCCUGAUCAUCAUGAGCAAUUCAAUAUUUUGCUUCAUGAACUACAAGAAUUCAACCCCGAGUUACUCGAUAAAAAUAUCAUCCUUGCCAUAUCCAAAAGUGACAUGCUUGACGAUGAACUUGAGCGCGAAAUAGCCAAGACAUUACCCGAAGGGAUUCCGCAUUAUUUUAUAUCCUCGGCAAGUGGCAAAGGCAUAAUAGAAUUGAAAGACGCACUUUGGUCGGCACUGAAUGAAGGA
Messenger RNA from Darwinula stevensoni, 1479 nucleotides. The record is from the annotation of a GenBank genome assembly. Lineage: Eukaryota; Metazoa; Arthropoda; Ostracoda; Podocopida; Darwinulidae.